GGCGCCGCUGGCAGAACACCUUCGUUGUCGUCCGCUUGAUCUUCGUCAUGAAGCCGGUCGCCAUAUUCGCGCUGUUUGUCUUUGCUCGGUGCAGUGCAGCCACGCAGCAGGAGCUGUCUGUGUCGGAGCUUCUGUGGCGGGCCAACAAAGAUGUGGUUCACACGGCGGAGGAGCCUCUGGUGAUGGACGACAUUGCUGUGGACAAAGACGGCGAGCGGAACGCCGACCAGUGCACGUCGCGAGGGUGCAUGUGGCCCAAGUCCACGGACGGCAAAGUCUACGUGCCCUACACCAUCUCCACCAGUUACUCUUCUCGUGAGCGCUCAAUCAUCGAGCGCGGCCUGAACUCCUUCCAGUCUGUCUCCUGCAUUCGCUUCGUGCCUCGCAACCGCCAGAGAGACUAUGUCAGCAUCCAGUCCAACAAUGGGUGUUACUCGUACGUGGGUCGCCGCGGCAACGGACAGCCCUUGUCUCUGGACCGCAAGGGCUGCUUGUACCACAGCACCGUGCAGCACGAGCUCCUCCACGCGCUCGGCUUCAACCAUGAGCAGUGUCGCUCCGACCGAGACCGACACAUCCGGAUCCUCUGGGAGAACAUCCAGUCUGGUUGGGAGUACGCCUUCGACAAGAUGAACACGCUCAACAUGAACACGGCGUAUGACUACAAUUCUGUCAUGCAGUACCACAGGUACGCAUUCUCCGGCAACAACAAGCCCACCAUGGUGCCCAUCCCCAACGCCAACGUCAGCUUCGGCAACGCCAGCCAGAUGAGCAGGAACGACAUCACCCGACUCAACUCGCUCUACAAGUGUUAGCUUUUGCGAUGACCUAACACCACAAAAAAAAAGCCAAAGACGUGAAGUUGAUUCUGAUGCUGUUGACUGAGCUGAAUUCUGGUGACGUCACGUCGACUUGUCAUAUUUUUAUCUUCCAGCAGGUGGCGAAAGCAACCCCGCUGAGAUUUGUCUCAUUUCCGAUUUCCAUUAAAAGCUGCACAUUCAUUGUA
Molecule: messenger RNA, 1006 nt
Organism: Syngnathoides biaculeatus (alligator pipefish)
Lineage: Eukaryota; Metazoa; Chordata; Actinopteri; Syngnathiformes; Syngnathidae
Product: high choriolytic enzyme 1-like
Exons: 8
Coding region: 48-815 (255 amino acids)
Biological process (GO): proteolysis
Molecular function (GO): zinc ion binding; metalloendopeptidase activity
Source: RefSeq, a predicted model, not a curated record